AUGGCGCGCUUCAGGAGGGCAAAGGAUCUGACCUGCUUCUACUGUGGGAAGCGAUCAGGCAUCAAGUUUGACGGCGCAAUUCGCGACUUCCUGUGCCUGCACUGCGAUGCGACGAAUUAUCUGGAUGAGAAUGGCGAAAUUACAGACCCUCGCGUCGCAACCGAGCACGAAGCAGUAACCGUGCAAUACGCCGCGCCGCAACCACUCGCGCCUUUGCAAACCAAGGACAUUUUCUGUCAAACGUGUCUUAAAAACCAGCAUUUAUUCACCAAGUCACUCGCGCAAUACUUUCCCGACGACCCUUCGGACCCCGACUACCCCGAGCUCGAGCGCAGUUACUACCGCUAUCGGCGGAACCUCGAGAAACGAUAUCCGCAAGUAUGCAGCAAUUGCGCCCACCGUGCCGAGGAAAGAAUACGCGAAGCUGGCUAUACCGCCAAGACGGAUCAUUUGCGACGUAUGAUGAGUUUGAGCCGAGGCCGGAGGACGAGAACGAGGACAGCGCUCGAUUGGGUCAACACGUUGGGGAAGACGCUGUGGCGAACAGGCUUCAUCUUGCAAAUGUUGUGGCAUUUUGCCAUGGCAACGCAGGCACUACAACAGAGCGAUGAUGGAAUGCAUGAUCCAGACCAGCAGAGUCUUCACGCGACGGGUAUCGCGUGGCUCAACCUGGCUGUCGACUUUCUUCCCGCUGCAGCUACCUUGAUUCAGUCGAGUAUAUGGAUUGCUAUUCUGGCCGUGUGGUGGAACCCACACUUUGUACAGGUAAAUCGGGGAUUUACCAGGCAUUUGCUGGGACUCACCCAGUGGUAUUCGUUCCAGGGAUUGAUCAUUUUCUUCCGUUUCAUCUUCCGCGACGUGGUUGAUGCGCAUGCGCAAUCCACAGACUCUGGCACAGCCAAGCUCGGCGCCCAUGUCGCCAUGGUUAUGGUCACGACGGUGAUUUACGUGCUGGGGGGGCGGUCGAUUCGUGUAGACACGUCACCCUUGUUUGCGACCGAAGACAGACCGCUGAUAUCGAGAGAAGUGGAAUCGGCCACGCAGAGAAGAACGGACGAUUCCAAAACCUUUUCUGAACUCGUCAACGAUGCGCUUGAUUCUGCAAACACAACACCUCAAAAGUCAAUCAUGAUUGACCAGGCGCCGUCUCCUCAACAAUCAUUCAGCCCCUCGGGACCAGACUUUGGAAAAACGAGGCCAACCGAGACACCCACAAAGCGGACACAGCAGCUACAGUACGACGAAGAAAUGGACUGGUCGCCAAUCAUUCCACAGCACCGAGCUUUGACCGACAGCCAGGCUUCUUUGACGAGCAAGUUUGGCCCGACGAAUGGUGGACAUUCCCCGCUUCCAGAAGCAAAGAGCCCUUUCUGGUGCAAGGUUCCAGCGGCCCCCGUGAAUCCAGCUCAACGAUUGCGAAAUCCCGUCUGGUCACCAGCCCCGAAGCGUGAACCUCCAGAGACUGGCAAAGUAAUGUUUACAAGGAGGGGACAUCAGCCAACGUCGUCUCCGGUGACUGUUGGCAGCGAUCUGAAGGGUGGCGUUGAAUUCAAGCAGCCCAGGUUUUUUGCGCCGCAGAAAGACCAUGAUGCCAGCUCCUUGGCGGAUCUACUCAGCCAGAGUUUUACGCUGGGACAGGAUCAACAAGAAACUGCCGAGAUUGCGGCAGAACAAAGCGGCUCAACCACCAUGGUCAAAAGAAGCUCCCAAUUUACCAUCCAGCACAGCCUGGAGUCGACCGUUGUUACGGUCCUACUACUCAUCGACCGAUGCGGAAAUCACAGUCUUUUGCGCUUGACAAUCUACAAUCUACCCGCAGCUAGAAGAGCCCUGCUUUUCGACCUCUGCACGGUUAUUUUUCAAGCAUGUACUCACGGAACGAGUGACUACGGAUCGCAGCUUACGAUGGCCGCUGUAGGCGCCUGCAUUGCCCCUCAAAUCGCGGCAGGAGAUACCGCCGGACUCGUCGGCGCGAGCUUGUUGGCGCUCAGCGAUGCCAUGCGCAACUGCGCGGCCACCGGCUCCCCGGGAGCCUUGCUCAGCGCACCGAGAUCGCCUGCAGGAUUCCCGACGGCAAUCCCACUCGAGGGGCUGGCCGAGGUCGGGACCCCUCCGGUCACCUCGGAGACAGGAUCCAUGCGGAGAUCCAUGUUCAUGUGCUCGCCCAGCGGGUGA
Metarhizium album ARSEF 1941 is the source of this 2175-nucleotide messenger RNA. RefSeq lists its product as uncharacterized. Bases 1 to 2175 code for a protein of 724 amino acids. Lineage: Eukaryota; Fungi; Ascomycota; Sordariomycetes; Hypocreales; Clavicipitaceae. The transcript is spliced from 4 exons. The record is from RefSeq and is a predicted model, not a curated record. Gene Ontology annotation, cellular component: microtubule organizing center attachment site; nuclear inner membrane; mitotic spindle pole body. Gene Ontology annotation, biological process: nuclear inner membrane organization.